AUGGAUCCGCUCUCCAUCACAGUGGGCGUCGCAACGCUGCUAAAAUGCUGCAUAUCCGUCGGCGUCUCACUUCGCAAAUUUCUUAUUGGCGCUGCGGAAGUGAAAAAUGUGAUCACGGCAAUGAUGGUUGAUCUCAGAGCCUUACGAUCGGUGCUUGAAUCGAUGGAAGCCACCUUUGAGGAGAUGAACAGCGAUAAGCCUGAGACCGGCCAUGUUGGAGCUCACUGGGCCAAUCUCUUCCAGUCGCUCGAGGACGGCCAACAAAGUCUCGCUGGGCUACAGAAAGUGCUUGAAGAUGCUAACAAGCAUGUUAAAAUCUUAGACAGCGCACGCAAGCAGAUACGCAUCAAGGCUGUUGCCGAUAAAAUUGUCACCUGCCGGCAAGAAGUACAGGUAUAUAGGGAUACGCUUCAGCUUUCAUUACAGACCAUAAUUCUAUGGAAUGCGCAUAGUAUAAAGGGCACUACCGAAGAGCUCUUAGUCACGUCUAGAGCCACGCAUCAAGACCUCCAACGGCUGGCGACCAAUGUCGAGAUCAAGUUGACAGCACUUCAGACCUUAUUCGAGCAUUCCAAUGAGGCUGAUGGUAUGACCAAGAUCACGAAUCUCAAAAGGACAAUUACAUCAGCAGCGACUGUCAUCGCUGGGGACACAACCGAUGUGGCCAAUUUGAAGGACCUGGAUGAUUUCACGUCAGAUUUCGGAGACUGGUUCAGAUCUGAAGCUUCGCAGAAUACACUCGACUGGAUCUAUUCCGAUAAGCGCCAGGAGACAUUAUUUACGCUCGAUGAGCCGAGUCGGGAAGUACUUGUUGAGCAUGCUGCGACUCACGCAACUGCCAGGACUCUGCCGGUGCAUACACUAUCCAAGUCGAGUUCGGCUCUGACACUCAGCACCGGCACCAACGAUCGACCCGUAGACCUGUCACCUGUAACAAGCAAUGGCGAUCUAACGAACAUACCGAGUGGAAACACAAAUGUAACCUCCGGAUCGCACUCACUGGCGCCAGCGCCAAUUCCACGACGGAAACCAGUUGGAGGACAUCCAGCAAAGGGAAGCGAAAAUCCGUCAACAAAAUCAAAUGAUCAUGAUGUAAAGUCGGAUCUAGCCGUAUCUAAUAUUGAACCUGUGUCUAGCCCAAAGUUUCAGCUCCCGACAAUUGAUAUCCGACGCGUUGAAAAGUCGAACCGGAAACGAUUAAGCUGGUUCCGGUUCAAUAAGUCAAUGAACUCACUCGCAGUCCGAAGUCCCAUGAUGGAUGAUCCGCAAUCCACAUCAUCGAGGUGGCGGAAAAGCAAACUGCCACGGAAACUCAAGAUAGUACUCGUUGGCGACGGUGCUUCAGGGAAGACAUGCUUACUGAUCAUGGUCACCAAAGGUACUUUUCCUGAAGUCUAUGUAGCCACAGUCUUCGAGAACUAUGUGGCAGAUUUUGAAUUGAAUAAGCAAGACUUCACGGUUCAUUUCUGGGAUACCGCUGGACAGGAGGACUAUGACAGAUUGCGGCCUUUGUCAUAUCCUGAUGCAGACGCCGUGGUUAUUACUUUUGCGAUAGACUCCCCUGACUCGCUGGAUAACGUACAAGCAAAGUGGAUCUCAGAGGUCCUCCAUUUCUGCUCUGCAGCACCAAUAUUCCUCGUCGGCUGUAAGAAAGACUUGCGAUACGAUCCAAAGACGAUUGAAGAGCUCCGUAAGACGUCGCAAAAGCCCGUAACACUCGAACAGGCGGAAAAUGUGCGCAAGAAGAUCGGUGCAGUCGCGUACGUUGAGACGUCUGCAAAGACAGGUGAAGGCACAUUUCAAGCGCUGAGCACCAUACUGAGUGAGACAGUGAGGUAUAAGAUUGAUCACGCUAAGAAGAAACGGGAUCAGGCGUCGUCAGGAAUCUAA
This is a messenger RNA of Cladophialophora psammophila CBS 110553, 1890 nucleotides long. RefSeq lists its product as uncharacterized. The transcript has 5 exons. Lineage: Eukaryota; Fungi; Ascomycota; Eurotiomycetes; Chaetothyriales; Herpotrichiellaceae. Gene Ontology annotation, biological process: small GTPase-mediated signal transduction. Gene Ontology annotation, molecular function: GTP binding; GTPase activity. The coding region runs from base 1 to 1890 and encodes 629 amino acids. The record is from RefSeq and is a predicted model, not a curated record.